CCCUCGUCGCCGCCCCCCUCUCGUCCGGCGACUCGCUCGAGACGGCCCCGUCGUCCAAAGCACCAUGGCAGCAGAAGGCCAGGACAUCGACCUCGACUCGAUCAUCGACCGCCUCCUCGAAGUUCGAGGCAACCGCCCCGGCAAGCAGGUCCAGCUCCAGGAGUACGAGAUCAAGUUCCUGUGCACCAAGGCGCGCGAGAUCUUCAUCAACCAACCCAUCCUCCUCGAGCUCGAGGCGCCCAUCAAGAUCUGCGGCGACAUCCACGGCCAGUACUACGACCUCCUGCGCCUGUUCGAGUACGGCGGCUUCCCGCCCGAAGCCAACUACCUGUUCCUCGGCGACUACGUCGACCGGGGCAAGCAGUCGCUCGAGACCAUCUGCCUCCUCCUCGCGUACAAGAUCAAGUACCCGGAGAACUUCUUCAUCCUGCGCGGCAACCACGAGUGCGCGUCCAUCAACCGCAUCUACGGCUUCUACGACGAGUGCAAGCGGCGGUACAACAUCAAGCUGUGGAAGACGUUCACCGACUGCUUCAACUGCCUGCCGAUCGCCGCCAUCAUCGACGAGAAGAUCUUCACCAUGCACGGCGGCCUGAGCCCCGACUUGCAGAGCAUGGAGCAGAUCAGGAGGGUCAUGCGGCCAACCGACGUUCCCGACACGGGCCUUCUCUGCGACCUCCUGUGGUCCGACCCGGACAAGGACAUCACGGGCUGGAGCGAGAAUGACCGCGGCGUGUCGUUCACCUUUGGGCCAGACGUCGUCUCGAGGUUCCUCCAGAAGCACGACAUGGACCUCAUCUGCCGUGCGCACCAGGUCGUCGAGGACGGCUACGAGUUCUUCGCCAAGCGCCAGCUCGUCACGCUCUUCUCGGCACCGAAUUACUGCGGCGAGUUCGACAACGCGGGCGCGAUGAUGAGCGUGGACGAGACGCUCUUGUGCUCUUUCCAGAUCCUCAAGCCGGCCGAGAAGAAGAAGACGUUCGCGUACGGCGGCGCGGGUCAGGGCCGGCCGGUCACGCCGCCUCGCAAGGCCAAGGGCGGCAAGAAGUAGAGCCCCCCAUCGACACCCUCGCCCUCGCCUCGCACCUCUACGCCUUCCUCGACCCACCCUAUCGCCCUCUCCCUCUUCUCGCCUUUCUCUCGGCACGAUCACGACCUCGGACGACGCGCUGUACCCUCCCCUUCUCCCCUCUUCACCCUUUUCACCCUUCCAUCUCGACCGUCAUGCGCUCGCCGGCCAACGGCUUCACUCUCCGAUGUGCCCGAGCGACGACGCGACCUCACGUCGAGUGCCGACAAUGGCGCAGGCGGACGCUCGAGGCCGUUCCCCUCCCGCUCAGUGCCCCUCCUCCUUCCUCCUCUCCAGUUCCAGCAUCCGCUCCCCUUUAGUUAGCUGUUCCCCAUCCCCUUUUAGCCGUCCGUCUUGCUCUCUCCCCUCCUCGCUCGAUAUCCCGCUCCCCCCUCUCCCCUCCUCGUCGCCUUUUCGCCUUCUCGCUCGCGCCCCGACCUCCUCUUUUUCUCCCUCUCCCUCUCUGCGUCGUCCAAAAGUCCCUCCCGUUUCCGGUGUAUUCCUACCUCGCGCUUCCC
This is a messenger RNA of Rhodotorula graminis WP1, 1587 nucleotides long. RefSeq names its product protein phosphatase type I. The coding region runs from base 65 to 1051 and encodes 328 amino acids. Gene Ontology annotation, molecular function: protein serine/threonine phosphatase activity. The record is from RefSeq and is a predicted model, not a curated record. NCBI's taxonomy places the organism in Eukaryota, Fungi, Basidiomycota, Microbotryomycetes, Sporidiobolales, Sporidiobolaceae. The transcript has 10 exons. Gene Ontology annotation, cellular component: nucleus; cytoplasm.